CCAAAAAAAAUGGUGUUACAUGUGAGACAAACAAUGAAAAUGGUGGCUGCAAGCACCUCUGUACUGACGUUGCCGACGGCUACUAUUGCCAUUGUCGGGAUGGAUUCCAGCCGAAUCCAGAAGACCCAUACGAUUGCAUCGAUAUCGAUGAAUGUGCUGGUAACAAUACUUGCACCCAGGUAUUCUGCAGUUUUUUUAUUACAGCAUUUCACUUUGUUGAAUAGUUGUCUGAAUACGAAAGGAUCGUAUUUGUGCCGAUGUCUUGAUGAUUUUGAAAACAACGUGGUUGUUGGGGCAAUGACAGGGAAAGAUUGUCGUGCCAAGGUUUUUACAUCUUCUCCUCAUUUUUUAAUACUUUUUUUGCAUUUUUGCAACGCAGAGGUAGAUCUGCUAAAGGUGCGAUGA
This is a messenger RNA of Gongylonema pulchrum, 405 nucleotides long. The record is from the annotation of a GenBank genome assembly. NCBI's taxonomy places the organism in Eukaryota, Metazoa, Nematoda, Chromadorea, Rhabditida, Gongylonematidae.